UUGAUUCUGCACCUGAGUAUAAACAUUUAAAUGAAGCGUGUACAGCAUAAUGUUAACCCAAAGCGGUUACCAAGGCUGGGUACACUGUCAAUGGAUUAGUGAAUACUUGUCGGCUCAAUUGUAUAUUCAAUCGUGUAAGAUAUAGCUCGAGAAUAGAUGCUCAAAAAGUUAAAUAGACCCGCUGUCAACGCACUCUAUGCAGCCCUAUGUUUGCUGAUGUGUGUGGUGAAUGUCCCGAGGGUUCGAACCGACACUGUAUCUAAAGUAAAGGACGCUGUUAAAGGAUGUGCUAAAGAAAAAUGGGCUGGUCCCGCUAAAGGAUUUGGUUGCCCUUUACGGAAGAUCCACCAACGAGGUCAACCCACCGCUGCUGAUGCUGCCGCUGACAGGGACUUGUCAACCAUGAUGGCCUCUGUGCGCAAAAUGCGUAAAGAAGGAAGUAGUGUGGCUGAGAUUGAAAAUGACACCGUGGUGGCGGAAUUCCAGCGUCUUCUGAAAAAUCUUCCUUUAUGUCCGAAAUCGCCGGUCCGAUGCAAUCCUCGUGAAACGUUUCGGUCUAUUAAUGGAACGUGCAACAAUCUGAAGAACCCCACGUGGGGAAUGUCAGGGGCAGCCGAGCGUCGUCUACUUCCGGCAGCAUAUGAUGACGGUCUGAACCUCCCUCGUUCAAGUGGUAUUGAUGGAAAACCUCUGCCGUUCGCACGAACGGUCAGCAACGCAGUCCAUAGGGGUCCGCAGCAGCUGAAGUCGCCAAAACUUACCUUGCAGGCAUUCCAGUUUGGUCAGUUCGUCGACCACGACAUAAUAUUAACCCCACUGAGCAAGGCUGUCGACGAUUGCUGUGCCGAAAAUGACGAUCAAGACAAUUGUUUCAACAUCAACUUCGCUGAAGAUGAUCCUUUUGUGCCACGGUUCAAGGCCGGAUACUGCAUGGAGGUCCCGAGGUCAGCUGGGAUCCUUUGCAAGUCAUCAGCCGGUGGAAUAUUGCAACGUCAGCAGACAAAUGAUCUAACGUCAUUCGUCGACGCUUCAAACGUCUACGGUUCGUCGGAAGCGCGUCUGGCGUUAUUGCGAGAGGGAACUACACCGUUUAUGAAGGUCUCACAGGGUGCAGAUGGACCCCGCCUUCCUGACGGUCCUGAUAACGUGUGCCGUUCAGACGCGGCUAAUGGUAUACGUUGCAGUAUUGCUGGUGACGUACGAGUCAACGAAAUUCCGUCUCUUAUUUCAUACCACAAUGUGUUUGUACUCGAACACAAUCGUCUGGCGAAUGGAAUAAGGCAAUAUUUUCCGGAUGACGAGGAAGCAUUCCAGCAGACGAGAAAACUCCUGAUCGGAAUCAUGCAGAAGAUUGUUUACGAUGAAUUUCUCCCUGCUUUCCUUUCACCGUCAGCGAUGACGAAAAAUAAACUUGCCAGUUCAAACAGAUACAAAUACAAUUCGAAGCUUGAUCCUACAGCUGCCAACGUUUUUGGAAUAGCGUUCCGUAUGGGCCACACUUGGAUUCCUACGUUUAUGUCGGUGUUCACGAAGAACUUCAAGCCGUUCCGCGAGACACUUCUCAACCUGACCUUCGGUGAUCCCAACAUGACCUACAUACAGUCUGUGAACGGAGGUCAAUCAGGGAUGAAGGGGCUGUCCUACGCGCUGUCUGCCCUCAAAUCACAGAACACUGACAGAAUCAUCGAAGACACUGUCCGCAACAAUCUAUUUGUCAACACGUUGGCCGAUACUUCCUUCGAUCUGGCAUCCCUGAAUAUCCAGAGGGGUCGCGACCACGGUCUACCCUCCUACAACGAGUUCCGGAAAUGGUGCGGACUGUCGUCAGUGAGUUCCUGGAAAACCUCCUCACCAGGAGGCCUUGUUGAUCACACCCUUGAGACAAUCAAUCUUCUAAAGGCUGCUGGUUACAGUUCGCCCCAAGACAUAGACUUUUUCCCCGGAGCCCUGAGCGAAAAGCCCGUCUCUGGUGGAACCUUGGGUCCGACCAUGGAGUGUAUUAUAGGAGACCAGUUCCGGAGACUCAAGUUCGGAGAUAGAUUCUUCUAUCAGAACAAGAAGACUGGCUUUAACAAAGCACAACAGGCCGCCAUUCAAAAAUACAGCCUGGCCUCCCUGCUGUGUCAGAACUACAACUUCGACAAGAUUAAUUUUCCAAACGUCUUCAAACAAGCUGACCCACUCAGGAGCUGCCAGCAAAUCACCGAUAUUGACGUGAAUUCGUUCUGUGUGUCGUCCGCAGACGGGUCUCGUAUACCCAAUAACGGCACAAACGUCGCAGAAGAAGAAGACGUCUCCCCAGACUCAGAUGGCUCAGCAGACUCAGACGAUGAAAAUGCCAAAUAGUAAUGCACAAUGCAACCACUGUGAAAAUAAUUGAGAAACUAUAGGCAUAACAUCAGUUAUGACAUUGCGCAUGGGUGGUUAUUUAUUUAAAUUUUUUCUAAACAAUGUUUCAAUAGAAAAAUGUUUGUUUUUUUUUUAAAUUAAGAAGAACUUGUUAUAAAUGUGUAAAUUUAGACAUGUUUAAUAACAUAAUGAUUAUUUUCGUAAAACAUAUCGACACUGCAUGCAGAAAUAAAUAAAAGGAUACAAGCAUGUGCAUUUGUUCCAUCAU
Messenger RNA from Dreissena polymorpha, 2617 nucleotides. RefSeq names its product myeloperoxidase-like. Gene Ontology annotation, molecular function: heme binding; peroxidase activity. The record is from RefSeq and is a predicted model, not a curated record. The coding region runs from base 157 to 2346 and encodes 729 amino acids. The transcript has 15 exons. NCBI's taxonomy places the organism in Eukaryota, Metazoa, Mollusca, Bivalvia, Myida, Dreissenidae. Gene Ontology annotation, biological process: response to oxidative stress.